Messenger RNA from Conger conger (European conger), 3064 nucleotides. RefSeq names its product GATA-binding factor 2-like. The record is from RefSeq and is a predicted model, not a curated record. Gene Ontology annotation, molecular function: DNA-binding transcription factor activity, RNA polymerase II-specific; RNA polymerase II cis-regulatory region sequence-specific DNA binding; zinc ion binding. Lineage: Eukaryota; Metazoa; Chordata; Actinopteri; Anguilliformes; Congridae. Gene Ontology annotation, biological process: positive regulation of angiogenesis; cell fate commitment; negative regulation of transcription by RNA polymerase II. Gene Ontology annotation, cellular component: nucleus.
CAAGCGGAGCCAGUCCUGCACUGGCAGGCUUGUAGCCGAUCGAGAGGAACGCCAGAGCAGCGCAUAGGCUAUCGGUCCACAAUUCCGCCCAUCUUCAGAUUGCCAGAGGUACCAGACCCAGAGUAAAAUAGUCAGGUGAGGUGGAAUUGUAAUCUAAUGCAAUGCAGCCUAUACGUUUAUACCUGGCUUCCAUCUCUUGAGAGAGAGAAAGAGGGAGGGAGGGAGAGAGAGAAAGAGAGAGAGAGAGAGAGAGAGAGAGAGAGAGAGAGAGAGAGAGAGAGAGAGAGAGAGAGAGAGAGAGACUAUUAUGGUGAAUGGUGAAGACUUCUCUAUAGACUCGCUGGCAUUACUCACAAAAGCGUGCCUUUGUUGUAUGCGAAAGAGUGAACCGACGGACAACCAGUCACAGAAUCGACUAGCCCCUUUACAAAAGUGUGACUUCUCGGUUUCACCAUUGCUGAUCAAGUUUUGACCGGACUGUUCUGCAGCACAGGGACAACUCGGUAAAGCAGCAAGGGGGAAAGUGUUAUCAAUGGGGGAAUGACACCCCUGUCAUAUCCACUGCUACUGACCAUGACGCGAUGAAGCACAGUUGGAUGAGAACACCAAUGUUGUGACGGGUCGUCAAAAGCUUUUCAUAUUCCAACAAUUAACAAUUGUAGCCACGUCUGGACUAUAUCAGUGAGUAUAUUCCUUCAAUAGGAGAGGAUUCAGAACGAAACAGGGUCAUUCCUUGGACGAACAAUUAUUUUGCACAACGCCAUUUAGUUGGUAGAAGAAUUAGAGAUGGAAGUGGCGACCGACCAGUCUCGAUGGAUGGCACAUCACCACGCCGUGCUGAACGGUCAGCACCCGGAUUCGCACCACCAUGGUCUGACACAUAACUACAUGGAGCCCGUCGCACAACUGCUGCCACCGGAUGAGGUUGAUGUUUUCUUGAACCACCUGGAUUCUCAAGGGAAUCCAUACUACCCCAAUUCCCGGGCCAGAGUGUCCUACAGCCAGGCGCACGCGCGCCUAACUGGCAGUCAGGUCUGUCGACCACACCUAAUUCACAGUCCAGGCAUACCGUGGCUAGACAGCGGGAAGGCAGCCCUCUCGGCAGCUCACCACCACAACGCAUGGGCGGUCAGUCAUUUCAGCAAGCCCGGGCUGCACCCCGCCAGCUCCGGCUAUCCCUGUAACAGUAGCUCCAGCACUGCUCCUGUGUCUUCGCUCACCCCCGCGUCCCACUCCAGUCCGCACCACCUCUACAGCUUUCCGCCUACCCCUCCCAAAGACGUAUCCCCAGACCCCGGUGCCACCUCCCCGUCCUCAUCUUCUACGAGAAUGGACGAAAAAGAGUCCAUAAAGUACCAAAUCUCACUCGCAGACGGGAUGAAGAUGGAAGGUUGCAGUCCGCUCCGCAGCAGCCUUGCUUCAAUGAGCGCCCAGACCUCCACACACCACCCAAUCCCAACAUAUCCAGCCUACUCUAUCCCUGCGCCUCACGACUACAGCGGCAGCCUGUUUCACCCCAGCAGUCUGCUCCAUGGAUCGUCUUCCAGCUUCACUCCGAAGUGUAAAAACAAAACCAGGUCGUGUUCAGAGGGCCGGGAGUGUGUCAACUGCGGUGCUACGUCAACGCCAUUGUGGCGACGGGAUGGUACUGGACACUACCUUUGCAAUGCCUGCGGCCUGUACCACAAGAUGAAUGGUCAGAACCGACCACUUAUCAAGCCCAAGCGGAGACUGUCUGCUGCGAGACGAGCUGGCACCUGCUGUGCUAACUGUCAGACAAGCACGACCACUCUCUGGCGGCGCAACGGGAACGGCGACCCGGUCUGCAACGCCUGCGGGCUUUACUACAAACUGCACAACGUGAACCGGCCUCUGACUAUGAAGAAGGAAGGCAUUCAAACGCGCAAUCGCAAGAUGUCCAACAAGUCCAAGAAAAGCCGGAGAGGCGGGGAUGGCUUUGACGAGUUGUCCAGGUCCAUGCACGACAAGGCCUCGCCCUUCAGUGCAACGGCCCUGGCUGGACACAUGCCACACAUGGGCCACCUGCCACCCUUCAGCCAUUCUGGACACAUGUUGCCCACCCCAACCCCCAUCCACCCUUCCUUUGCCCAUCCACACCAUCCACUCAAACAGGUCACCUCCCUGGGCAGAGCCCCACUGACAUCCCACCCGCCCUGGCCCUCCUCCCUCCACACUCUCCUCCAACCUGCUGGAAGAUGUGUGGGAAGCAUUCGGGACCUUUCCUGUUUUUCACGUGGAAAAGUAUCAGGACUAUUUUGACCUCAGUUGAUUAAAAAAAUUAUGUAAAGGCAGAUUCAUGUCUGCCUACAUCAAGUGGACAAAGAAGAGGAUGAAACUAAAGAGCCAUUUUCAAUGUUAUGUUUUCCUGUCCUGCACAGAAUUGAGAGAGGGUGUUAAUCAAGACAAAUGUUUUGGGACUUUUUACACUCACCCUCCCCCAACAAGGAUGAUUUCUGGCAAAUCAGGUUCCAAAGCUGAAUCCCCCCCCACUAUGUUUUGUAAUUGGUAUCACCUUAGACUGGAGGAUGUGAGGCUGAUGCUGCCCAGGAUGACCUUGCGUGGGUGACCUUGCCCACUAAAUUACACUCCUUGGACCAGGACCUGCUGGGGUCACAUCUGUAGAAAUUGUGAAUAUUGCAAACACCAGGAAAGUCUGUCCAUAUCAUUUAAUAUAUACAUAUAUAUAUAUAUAUAUAUAUAUAUAUAUAUAUAUAUAUAUAUAUAUAUGCUGGAUUACUGAUCAUGGACAUUGCAUAUUUUUUAAAGGACCUUAUGAAAAGCAGAAGGCAAACGAAAAAGUUUAUAAACCUAACUUUAAAUGUUUAUUAUUCUUAUUGUUAUUAAGAUAAUUUAUUUUCACUGUUUUUAUAAUUUUCUUUCUCAAAACAAGUGUUGUUAUUCUAAUUUUAUUAUUACUAUUAAUUAAAUCAAACACUGAUUGUUUUGGCCAAGACGUCAUUCCUGAAUUGAAUGAAGAAUUUAAAGUUGAAGCUGACUGGUCAUUUUGUUUCUCAUAAAAUAAUAAAGUAAUUGAUUUAAUACA